Caretta caretta (loggerhead turtle) is the source of this 5591-nucleotide messenger RNA. It is a transcript of the gene GSG1L, whose product is annotated as GSG1 like. Gene Ontology annotation, cellular component: plasma membrane; postsynaptic density membrane. The record is from RefSeq and is a predicted model, not a curated record. NCBI's taxonomy places the organism in Eukaryota, Metazoa, Chordata, Testudines, Cheloniidae.
GAUGCAGUAACAGCCGAGAUUCACAAAUGACUUUGAUGGCAUGCAGAAGCAGCCCCUGCUGUCUGUCUCCUGCUUGAUUUUGGAGUCAAGUACAAUGUAGUCCCACAGCCUGCAGGUGUCUCCCCCUGGAGAAGGCUGCAUAGCUGCUCAGCAUCAUGUGUGUUACGCUAGCAGAUGUUCAGUUGCUCUUCAUGCUGCCUCUGAGACAGACCUUCUCUGAGCCUUUCAGCACUCUUAGCCACGACACACACCACAAUACAGCUACAUUUCUGCUGGCUGCAGCUGCUCUUGUAACACACCAAGACGGGAUUUCAAAUAAAGAGGAAAAUGGGAGGAUGGCUGCAGCAUUUCCUUCACUGUUUCAGCAACAGAUUGGAAGAAGCCGAGAGUUUCUGUGACUGGAAAACCACAUUCUGAAUUGUGACGGGCUUUGAACUUCCAAGCCCCCAAACCCCACAUUUGAUUUCUUUUCUCUGCAGGAGGGGGUGGGUUACCAUGAAGACAAACCGAAGAUGCAGAGCCCUCCUAGCAGUGAGUCUGAACCUGAUGGCUCUCCUCUUCUCCACCACAGCCUUUAUCACAACCCACUGGUGUGAAGGGACUCAGAGGGUCCCCAAGCCAAACUGUGGGAAAGACAAGAAGACAAAUUGCCUCAACUACAGUGGGAAUGAGACGGCCAAUGAGACAAACCAGAAUGUGGUGCACUAUAGCUGGGAGACGGGGGAUGACCGCUUUCUCUUCCGGUAUUUCCACACUGGGAUCUGGUACUCCUGUGAGGAAAAUAUCAAUGCUGCUGGUGAAAAAUGUCGAAGUUUUAUUGACCUUGCCCCGGCUUCUGAGAAAGGUGUCCUGUGGCUUUCGGUCGUAUCUGAAGUGUUGUACAUCAUGCUGUUAGUCGUUGGGUUCAGCCUCAUGUGCCUAGAGCUCUUUCAUUCGAGUAAUGUGAUAGAUGGGCUCAAGCUAAAUGCCUUUGCUGCAGUCUUCACUGUGCUGUCAGGCCUCUUGGGGAUGGUGGCUCAUAUGAUGUACACCCAAGUUUUCCAAGUGACAGUCAGCCUUGGACCAGAAGAUUGGAGACCACAUUCAUGGGACUAUGGCUGGUCCUUCUGUCUGGCGUGGGGUUCUUUCACCUGCUGCAUGGCUGCCUCAGUCACUACAUUGAACUCUUACACUAAGACUGUAAUUGAGUUCAGACACAAGCGCAAAAUCUUUGAGCAGGGCUUUCGAGAGGAGCAGACCUUCCUAGACCAGGAGGCAAUCAAGUACUUCAGAGAAAGAACAAAGGAGGAGAGGGAUGAGGAUGGGGAUCUGAGGUUACAGUGCCUCCAUAGCUGCUCCCCAAAUACCAGCCCUACUCAGACACUUCCCUCUAGGGACACAGCUUGAACACACCAGCUGAACGGAAGGGGUUGCAGAAGCACACUCUAAGAGGAGAAUCUCUCAGGUAACCAGCCCAAGCUUCUGAGGAUGUUUUAGAUCAAAGAUCCAAGUCAGUAUCUUGAAUUGCACCCAGAAGCAAUCGGGAGCCAUUGCAUUUCCUGGAGAACUUAUGAAACUUCUUCCCUGUGGCUAAUACUGCCCAAACAUUUGAGAAGCUGCAUUGUGCCCAAAGCACACCUUUACAGAGCUCUUCAGGUAGAUGUUGUACUCUUCCCUGUAGAGGACAUUGCAAUAGUCCAGCCUGGAAGUCCUAAAGGCCUGGAGGAUGGUGGUAAGGUCUGGAUGAGAAAGAAAAGAUCACAAAUGCCAAAUGCAGAUGAAGCAAAGCGUUCCCAGCCAUCACCACAUCCUGGUAUUGUAGGAUCACACAGGAAUCAAGAGCACCCCCAAAUUAUGAAGCUUUCUUUAAAAAGAAACAAAACACUUAAUAAUGGGGCAGGAACCAUCCCUGGCAUACUCUCAAACUCCUUCCUCCAACCUACCAGCAUCACCUCUUUCUUGAGCUUUAUGCAGCUCACUUUCAAAGUCCACAUCUUAGAUCAGCAUUGGGUAAGCCCAGACAUCACAAUGGAAGACAUAAAUCAGUGUGUCAUUUGCAUUCUGUAACAACACAGCUGAAAUCACUUAAGUAGCUGCCCUGGGUACCUUGUGGACAUGCCUUGCCUACCCCGGCUCACAGAAAAGCCUCAGAGCAGAACGUGCAUUGUCCAGAACUUAGAGAGGAAAGAAUGGAAGCAUCCUAAAGCAGAGCUGUCUGCCCAGUCCGAGCCUGCAGACUAGUUAAUAAACCUCAGAGCCCUCUCAGGCUGCUAAUCAGCCCCAAAGUAUGAGUAUGGACCCCUGACUAUCUCUAGGGAGAGGUCAGUGCCCAGUGAGACCAGUGCUGACUCCAUCCCAAACUCAGGCCUGGAACUGAAAUGGAACAACCAAACCUGAGAACUCCAAAUGACACCAGAACUGCCUCACUAGACCUUUAUAAUAGACUUCCCCACAGAGAGAAGAUUAGCAACAGGCUGAUAACUCUCCAUCCUGCCAGUGACAAACUACAGCUACUUGCAGAAGGGAAACUGGCACCUGACCCUACAGGAGAGAAACACUGACAAUCUCAUGCAUCAGUGGGCCUAAUAGCUCUUACUUCAGCAAGACAACAGGGGCAUGAGUGCAAUUCAAAGGCCCCAAGUGGAAGCUCUUGCAGUAUAUUCAGAGUGGGCUGACUGAGAAGACAUUGUGUUUGGCCCCUCUGGGCACCAAUCCUCCACCGUGACACCAGCCAUGCCAGUCCAGAUUCAGUGGAUCAUGUCUGUGAAGUAGGUGAAAAAUUCCUCACAGCACUGCCCAUGGGACUAUUUCAGGGCAGAGCCAGACGUCACUUACCUGCCUGUGAAUCAGAGCAAUUCUGCUGCCAGAUGUAUCUGUACAGAGAUAUUGGAAGAGAAAGCGGCUUUCACCACCACUGCAUACGUACCCCCGUUGCAUGGACUCAGCAUACAAUCUUGGCCAUUAGUGCUCCAAUUUUUCAGCAUGGAUGUCUGAUCUCUCCAUUGCUCUGAGGACAUCAUCAGCUACCAAAACAAAAUUCUGGGCCAUUUCAGCCCUAUGUCUGAAAUCUGACAGCAGUACCAAAUGCUUCUAGGGUUGGCUGGCCACCAUUUCCUCAAUGGACUUUCCCAGAAAGCAAAGUGUAGCAGAUGGGUUAUGAUUGUCAAAAUAAUUUAUAUCAAGAGAGGAUAUCUUGACCAAGAACUCGUGAAGGGGUGGUGCAGACACUCUCUUCCUCCUGUUUUUAUACUGUCAGAGCAGCUGCAGUCAAUCUGAUCUGCUAUGUAGACUGAAAGCUCCUUGCAAAGGGAGACUUUCUGGUCUGAGACUUGGUGAAAGCAGCCUGAGUUACUCCGACAGCCCAGGACGUGGAACAGUGGAUCAAGGUUAGACUUGCUAAUGGAGCAGAACUCUGGAGGGAGUAGCAGGAAGGGAGGAGUACAGAGGAUGGGAAUAAAUUUGGAAGGAGCAGAACUCAUGGCCAAGUCUGAAGGCAUGGCAAAGGGUGGGAGCAGGAGUGGCACGGCUACACAGGCAGCCUGGGUCAGGAGAGAACAGAGGUAGAGCAGGCAAAGGACGAGGAGAGGUUGUGUGGGAAUGAGGAAGAGGAGGCAGGGGAGGUGAUACUGAGAUGACAGGGGAGUGCUUACAGGAGCAGAGGAGGAGCAAGGAGAGAAGAGGAUUAGAGACUAGGAAGAAAGAGAGAGGAGAGGGGCUGAAGGGGAGGGCAGAGGCCAGGAAUUAGGAGACAUGUAGGAGAUUCCCAGAGAGCACAGGAAGUAAGGCAGGGAAGAAGUUGCUGCAUCUGGGCUAUGCAGUGUGGGAGAAAGGAGACCUGCUCUGAUCCACCAUGCUAAAUCAGCUGUUCUAGGAGACACAAGAGGGUGUGUGGUUCCAGCAGAGAGAAGGUGUCAGUGUCUGAGUUUGCAGGGAGGGGUUCAGAGAAUCAUAGAAAGUUGGAAAGCUUCUAGCAAAAGAGCAGACCUUGAGAAUGGGAGUCAGGAGAGAGGGAGGGGAACAGGGUGGAGAGAGUCCACCAGUUCCAACCAGAGCAAGAAGAGGUUGCUCAGCGCUGUGUUUUGCUCCGGCCAUGCCAGUGGCAGCUGCUGCUACCAGUCCCUGUGGUCUGAGAAGGAGGCGGCCAAGUGGUGGGGGAGUGACUUAACCUUCUGACUAACAGCAUUCUGAACUAGGUAAGGGAUCUGGGCAGCCAUGCAUGUCACAGCAAUGUUACUCUGAGGAAAUGGGAAUACAAAGCCCCAACUAUUUACUCCGAUUAAAAACAUGAGUUACCAACAAAGAAUGGAUGAGCAAACCCAGAGAUGCUAAGGAUGAUCCUUGGAAUAAAUAUAAUACUAUCAGGAACUUUUCAAAGAACUUGGAAAAGCCUUACCUAUUAACUUUGCAAGAGAAACCAGAAUACCAGUCUCAAAGACUAGCUCUGCACUGUCAGCAGUGACAGAUGUUACCCCAGGCCUGGCUUCUAAUCACUGGGGAAAAGGUUUAUCCAAGUAAGUUUUCUACCAUAUAGAGAGGAAUUUGUAGAAUUUCAUUACUACAAAGGUUGUAUCCAACUCCCCUUUCUUGCUGUAUGCCAAACCCCUCUCAGACGUUUUAUGGGGUGUGACACAAAUGCACUGAGCUUCUCCUUGCCAUCUGUCAGUCUGUGUGAGAUUAGAGCCUCCCUUCUGACCAGAAACGUGCCACAAACCCCAACUCAGCAUCAAAAUGCACUAACACUCCACAGUGCAGGUUGAGUUACUUUGUCCCAGUGUUCAACAGUAUUUAGAUGCCUAGAGAAGCAGAUAAGAGGUUAGUGGGAUUUUCAGAAGUCCCUAGUUUCCUAAUGUUGUAUGCAGUGUAGUUGUGGCCGUGUCGGUUCAACCUUGCAUUUAGCUGUGACACUCAGAGUACCUUUCCCAGACUUAAAAAAGAGCUCAGUGUGACUUGAAAGCUUGUGUCUCUCACCAGCAGAAGUUGGUCCAAUAAAAGACAUCACCUCACCCACUUUGUCUCCCUAGUUUCCUAAAGCAGACUUAGGCCUAACACGAUUAAGCACUUUGAAAUCCCACUAGGCCCUAACACAGAGUGCAGGGAGUUAAGAUGUGAGCCUGCACUCUGUCACCAAUUAUUCCCCCGUCCCCCCCAAGAAAGCUGAUAAUUAAAGGUAAUUCAGUAAUGAAAGCUGGUGGUCUUGGGGAGCUAAUGAGCCAAUUAGUCCAUCAGCUCAAGCCUGUUAAAGAGGCAGAGGAAGGAGAUGCGGGGGGAGAAAGGAAUAGGGGCGAGCCAAAGCUUAGGGGAGAGCGAUCUCUGCUCCCCUCUGGUACUGAGGAGAUGGUCUAAAGCAGAGGUCCCCAAACUGCGGGGCACACCCCGCUCAAUGGGCACGAAGGAAUGUUCAGGGUGGGGGCGUGGCUGGGACUUGGGCCAGCCCCCACAGCGGGCGGGGAGGGAGUACCACCCAGCUCCACUUCUGGCCCUGUGCCUGGGGCCCCACUCCUGGUCCUGCAUUCCGCUGCCAGCCCCGCACCCGGUGUCCUGGCUGCAGGCUCUGCGCCCGGGGCUCUGCGCCAAGGGCUCCACUCCUGGCCCUACCCCCAGCUGUGGCCCCA